CCCCCCGCCCCCGCCCUUUCCUCUCUCUGUCUCAUCUCCCCUCUCCCUCUGCUUCUUCCUCCUGCCUCAGCAGAACUUAUGUGGUUGGGAUGCGGGGCCCUCGGGUGUCAAAACUUUAAGAUUAAUGGAUUACUUUGUUAAUGACUGCAGGCGUCAGACUGAGGUGCUUAAAUGAUUUGUGAGGUGCGAGGCGUCUUCCCGACAGUCCCAAACAAUGCGCGGAGUGUGCGGGGGAGGCAGAGGGCAGCGGCCGCCGGGACCGGCUGCAGGGCUCACCGCUCGCACGCACUCACACACUCACACUGCUGGGCGCACACACCAGAUCCGUGCUGAUCAGGAGGCAGGCAGGCACCCCUCGCCCCCACGCACUCCCAGGCAUCCCUAACCCACAUCCACAUAUAGGUAUUUUUGCCCUGAAAAAAGUGUAAAUAAAGCCUCGCUGGCCCCCAAUGAGGCGUUCCUUCCCGACUUUUUUGGAUCAAUCAAACAGACAGUGGCUUCUUUUGAUUAAAGCCCAAAUUGUCAUUGGGCAGAAGCAAUCAUGUGACAGCCAAUUCGGUCCAAUUUCAACCUUGUCUCCAUGAAUUCAAUAGUUUAAUAGUAGCGCGGUCCCCAUACGGCUGUAAUCAGUGAAUUAGAAAAAAAACACCCCAGCAGCGAUCUUCUAUGAUAGAUUUUUUUUCCCCUCCGCGCUCGCCUUUUUCCUGGGCCUUGCCCCCCCAAAGCCCCUCCAGAAGAGGGAACUUUUUCUCCGAGGGGGCUCCAAGGAGAAGGCCAUGAAUUACGAAUUUGAGCGAGAGAUUGGUUUUAUCAAUAGCCAGCCGUCGCUCGCUGAGUGCCUGACAUCUUUUCCCCCUGUCGCUGAUACAUUUCAAAGUUCAUCAAUCAAGACCUCGACGCUUUCACACUCGACACUGAUUCCUCCUCCUUUUGAGCAGACCAUUCCCAGCCUGAACCCGGGCAGUCACCCUCGCCACGGCGCUGGCGGCCGCCCCAAGCCGAGCCCCGCGGGCAGCCGCGGCAGCCCAGUGCCCGCCGGCGCCCUGCAGCCGCCCGAGUACCCCUGGAUGAAGGAGAAGAAGGCGGCCAAGAAAACCGCGCUGCCGCCCGCCUCGGCCACUGCCGCCACCGGCCCUGCCUGCCUCAGCCACAAAGAAUCCCUGGAAAUCGCCGAUGGCAGCGGCGGGGGCUCCCGGCGCCUGAGAACUGCUUACACCAACACGCAGCUUUUAGAGCUGGAAAAAGAAUUUCAUUUCAACAAGUACCUUUGCAGACCCCGAAGGGUGGAAAUCGCAGCGCUGCUGGAUUUGACUGAGAGACAAGUGAAAGUGUGGUUUCAGAACCGGAGGAUGAAGCACAAGAGGCAGACCCAGUGCAAGGAGAACCAAAACAGCGAAGGAAAAUUUAAAAGCCUCGAAGACUCUGAGAAAGUGGAGGAGGACGAGGAAGAGAAGUCGCUCUUUGAGCAAGCCCUCAGCGUCUCCGGGGCCCUUCUGGAGAGGGAAGGUUACACUUUUCAGCAAAAUGCCCUCUCUCAGCAGCAGGCUCCCAAUGGACACAAUGGUGACUCCCAAAGUUUCCCAGUUUCGCCUUUAACCAGCAAUGAAAAAAAUCUGAAACAUUUUCAGCACCAGUCACCCACUGUUCCUAACUGCUUGUCAACAAUGGGCCAGAACUGUGGCUCUGGCCUAAACAAUGACAGUCCCGAGGCCCUCGAGGUCCCCUCUUUGCAGGACUUUAACGUUUUUUCCACAGAUUCCUGCCUGCAGCUUUCAGAUGCAGUCUCGCCCAGUUUGCCGGGUUCCCUCGACAGUCCUGUAGAUAUUUCAGCUGACAGCUUUGACUUUUUUACAGACACACUCACCACAAUCGACUUGCAGCAUCUGAAUUACUAAAAACAUUAAAGCAAAACAAAGCAUCACAAAA
This is a messenger RNA of Kogia breviceps (pygmy sperm whale), 1926 nucleotides long. RefSeq names its product homeobox A2 (gene HOXA2). The record is from RefSeq and is a predicted model, not a curated record. NCBI's taxonomy places the organism in Eukaryota, Metazoa, Chordata, Mammalia, Artiodactyla, Physeteridae. Gene Ontology annotation, biological process: regulation of transcription by RNA polymerase II. Gene Ontology annotation, molecular function: RNA polymerase II cis-regulatory region sequence-specific DNA binding; DNA-binding transcription factor activity, RNA polymerase II-specific. Gene Ontology annotation, cellular component: nucleus.